Lodderomyces margitis is the source of this 1794-nucleotide messenger RNA. RefSeq lists its product as uncharacterized. The record is from RefSeq and is a predicted model, not a curated record. Lineage: Eukaryota; Fungi; Ascomycota; Pichiomycetes; Serinales; Debaryomycetaceae. Gene Ontology annotation, molecular function: protein binding. The transcript has a single exon. The coding region runs from base 1 to 1794 and encodes 597 amino acids.
AUGGACCUCGUCACCAACCAAUCAAAAGGCCUUCAGACCGCCUGGCUCUUGUCAACAUUGGGCUCCAAAACGUCUUCGAGAAGUAAGAUUAUAAGAAAAGAUGACUUGUUAAGUAUUCUGAUUCCUAAAAUCUGCAACGAGUUGAUCAAUUUCCAUCGCGAUAAUAAUACUGGCAUCAAUAUAAGAUUUUCUUCAAAUGUGUUGCAUGGAAUAUCGAUCUUGUAUAAGUCAAAGACCAUGCAAGUGUUGACCGAAGUGGCCCACGUUCAAUUGAGAUUACAAAAUGCGUAUCGUCAAUUACAAACAGGACAAAAUGACCAGUUUGCGAAACCAAAUGGGACUCGGGCUAUUUUGAAACGUUCAGAUUAUUUGGAAAAUGAUUUCACGUUUCAUGUUGGGUCAGAUUUGAUGCCGAGGCUAGAGUUACCUGAGUGUGGGAUGGCUGAUCUGCCAGAGGUGAAGCGUCGCAAAUUGAAAAUUGCUGAGUUUGAUUUACACGAAUUUUCGUUGUUUGAUAGCACAACUGAGGAUAACACAACUAGUGUUACUGGGGUGGGCCCUUUUGCAUUGGUUCUUGGAAAUCAAGCUGAUGCCAACUUGGAAGACUUUGAGUUGUCAACACACAAUCAUGAACUUGGAAAGUACAAAGAUGAUGGCGAGCGUAUCAAUUUACAGUUUAACGAAGACGGUGAUAUCUUGGAAAUCCAAGGUCAGGAUAUGGAGGAUGUUCGUGGCUCAUCUGAAGACAUAGAAAUUGAACAGUCUUGUAGAACCAUGGAAGAUGUGUCAUUAGAGUUGCAUGCUAGAGAUGGUAUUGUGGAGGACAUCAAGAACCAAAAGAGUUUCCACGAUGACAGUCUGGAUUUAAAUUUUCAAGUUACACGGAGAUAUGAAAGACAUGGUACUGAAUCACGGUCGGCUGUCGCACCUGUUGGUCUAUUUAGUGUUCCAAAUCGUAAGCUAGUGGUUGAUGAAAACAUAUGUUUGACACGAGAAUCAAUACUCACUAACCACGACAAUUAUGCCACAAUCAUGAACUACCGAGCUUCGCUAAUUCCCCAAAGACGUCAAUUGCAACAAGUGUACCAAGAACUCAAUGUGACAAACUUUAGACCGUGGACCAAUGGCAACACCGGUUAUAAUUUUAAUUCGUCAAGUAUCGAACAAAGUAUCAAUCGUACCAUGGGUAUAUUCCAUCGAACAGAAGUAAUGGUCAAUGAGGCAUCAGAACAAGCAAGAAAUUCACAAUUACAAAUGGAAGUUGAGAGGUCGAGGCUUUUAGAGGAUACUGAGUUGAAUGAUGAUUUGGAAGAUGUUGCACAGCGCGAAACAGAUGAAGCCGGGAUGAAUUUCGAUGCAAAUAUCUUGGACAUGGAUUUCAAUUUCGAUGAAACUAGUAAAGAAGAAGAAGAUGAAGAAGAUGAGAAUGACAUCUUUCUUCCAUCAAGUAGUUUCAGUUUAUCCGAUGGCGAGAAUAAUUUGCAGCCAAAUUUGAUGCCUCGAUUAAGAAAGUUGAUUAAAUACUUUAUUCAAAAGCUGAUGGAGUUGGGCAAGCUGGUUGAUUCUCAGGAAAAGAAAUAUCAGCUUACAUUCAAAGAGUUGGUGCCAUUAAGAGAUAAUGAAGAGGUAAACACUAGACGGAUUGCUGCUGGUGUGUUUUCUAACGUCUUGUUUCUUGCUAAUAAAAACAUAGUGUCGAUCAGUGUGGAGCCCCAAGGGAUUGAAUCUUGGAAGAGUAGUUUGCUGAAGCCAAAUGGUAUCAAUUUGGCUUUAACUUUUCCUUCCACGACUUGA